This is a messenger RNA of Sorex araneus (European shrew), 233 nucleotides long. RefSeq names its product metallothionein-1. The record is from RefSeq and is a predicted model, not a curated record. The coding region runs from base 45 to 233 and encodes 62 amino acids. Gene Ontology annotation, molecular function: metal ion binding. NCBI's taxonomy places the organism in Eukaryota, Metazoa, Chordata, Mammalia, Eulipotyphla, Soricidae. The transcript has 3 exons.
GUUUCUUUGCUGGUUGCCUGGAGCCCCAACGCAGCUCUCUCGUCAUGGACCCCAACUGCCCCUGCUCCACUGGCGGCGCCUGCACCUGCGCCGGCCCCUGUAAGUGCAAAGACUGCAAAUGCGGCUCCUCCAAGAAAAGCUGCUGCUCCUGCUGCCCCGCGGGCUGUGCCAAGUGCGCCAAGGGCUGUGUGUGCAAAGGGGCGCCGUCGGACAAGUGCAGCUGCUGCGCCUGA